This is a messenger RNA of Meyerozyma guilliermondii ATCC 6260, 891 nucleotides long. It is a transcript of the gene PIR1, whose product is annotated as beta-1,3-glucan linked protein. The record is from RefSeq and is a predicted model, not a curated record. Bases 1 to 891 code for a protein of 296 amino acids. Gene Ontology annotation, biological process: fungal-type cell wall organization. Gene Ontology annotation, cellular component: fungal-type cell wall. Gene Ontology annotation, molecular function: structural constituent of cell wall. NCBI's taxonomy places the organism in Eukaryota, Fungi, Ascomycota, Pichiomycetes, Serinales, Debaryomycetaceae. The transcript has a single exon.
AUGAAGUACUCUACCUUUGCUUCCAUUGCCUUGGCCGGCACUGCCUAUGCCGCCUACGUCCCAUCUGACCCAUGGACCGACUUGACUCCUUCAGCUCCUGCUCCAACUGGUGCCUCGACUGACCACACUCACAAAUUUGGAAUUCAAAUCGUUACAGUUUCUGGAGCUUCUAGUGCUGCUUCUUCUGCUCCAGCCACCACCACUGCUGCCAAGAGAGAUGCCGUUAACCAGAUUGGUGAUGGUCAAAUCCAAAAGCAAACCAGCGUCACCUUGUCUACUCCUACUCCAACCACCACUGCUAAGGUUAUCAAUCAAAUCGGAGACGGCCAAAUCCAACACCAAACUGCUACCACUGCUAAAGUGAUUAACCAAAUUGGAGAUGGUCAAAUUCAACACCAAACUGCUUCCGUUGUCAACCAGAUUGGAGACGGACAAAUUCAACACCAAACUGCUUCUGUCGUUAACCAAAUCGGUGAUGGUCAAAUUCAACACCAAACUGUUUCUGGUGCUUCUCAAAUCGGUGAUGGUCAAGUUCAAGCUCCUACUGGUACUGCUACUCCAUCUGGUGACGACGACGAAGGUGUCCCAACGGCUUGUCUUACUGACAACUCCUUGUCCAUGAACUUGAACGGUUCUAUUUUGACUGACUCCAAGGGAAGAAUUGGUGCUAUCGUUGCUAACAGACAAUUCCAAUUUGAUGGUCCUCCACCUCAAGCUGGUUCUAUUUACGCUGCUGGAUGGUCUAUCACUUCCGACGGUAACCUUGCCUUGGGUGAUCAAGACGUUUUCUACCAAUGUUUGUCGGGUGACUUCUACAACUUGUACGAUCAGAACGUCGCUGCUCAGUGCUCUGCAGUUCACUUGAGCGUGAUUGACUUGGUCUCGUGCUAA